This is a messenger RNA of Neospora caninum, 3609 nucleotides long. RefSeq lists its product as hypothetical. The record is from RefSeq and is a predicted model, not a curated record. The transcript is spliced from 9 exons. Lineage: Eukaryota; Apicomplexa; Conoidasida; Eucoccidiorida; Sarcocystidae. The coding region runs from base 1 to 3609 and encodes 1202 amino acids.
AUGCCACGGCCUGGCAUGCCCGCGCCUUCGUGGCGAGCGGGCGUUUCGUCUGGGAAGUUUCCGUUGACUUGUUCCCUCUUUUCUGCUCUGCUGUUUCUUCUCUUUCUCCACUCCCAGCCAUGGCAACAGAGUGUAGAAGCAUCUCUCGCGACUCGCCGAAACGGCGGCGAAAGUCGCGGAGAAGAAAAAUCGGGAAACGAGAGGAAUGAGCAACCCUCUGAGCGGGAGAACGGCUUCGUCACCCUGGAGGAAGCCGAGAAGGGAGGGCGACAGGCCUUCAUUCCGAGUGACUAUACACCAGAAAAUCUCCGCAUUUCUCCCGAAGGCGCCGUUCGCUUCAUGUUCGGCUCAUGCAACCUCCAGCCCAUUGGAGGGGAGUGGCAGGUGGACGAAGAAGAUCGCCACAUGUGGAAUUUCAUCGCUAGCCGCAAACCGGACCUUUUUGCGCUUCUCGGCGACAACGUAUACGCUCACAACUUCCGGCACUUUGGCUUGGCGAACAGCAUUCGGUGGGACUGGAACAACCUCUCGUGGUCCGAGUUUAGACGCCGAAGAGCCGAAGUCACGCAGGCCUUCAGACGCCCCGCCACGAUCGACGAAAUGCGAGAAGCCUUCCAAAAUCAAACGUCUCACCGUGCCUAUCAGGAUUUUCUUCACACAGGCGUGCACGUGAUUGGGACCUACGACGAUCACGACUUGGGAGAAGACAAUCCGUCGAAACAUCAUCCUUUUAAAUACGAGGCGCGCGACAUCGUGCUGGAUUUUUUCAAUGUGCCGAAAAACUCUCCUCGUCGCUCGGUCUUUUGGGAUGGAGCCUACAGUUCACACAAGAUCCAAGUGGACGCCGGUUUCGCGUUUCGUGUGAUUCUUUUGGACUCGAGGUUCAACCGCGAUUCGUGGGCCUUGCUGCCUCACGGGGACAUUCUCGGGCACCAGCAGUGGACCUGGUUGGAGGAGGAACUGCGCAAAUCGAAGGAAGAAGGAGAUGCAGUCACCUUCAUUGCUUCCAGCAUUCAAGUCCUGCCGUCUCCCUUCAUCGCGACUGAAGCGUGGUCCAUCUUCCCCGACGCGAGAAGACGACUGUUGAACCUCAUCAUGGAUUCGGGUGUCCAGAUGCCCGUCUUGCUCUCCGGUGACGUGCACUUUGCCGAAAUAAAUCGCGUGCUGUGUCGUCCUCGCUUCUCCGUUUCGCCCGCGGGCUCCGAGCCGCGACCUGCGCCGGCUGGUGAGGAGACACAGGCGCCGACCUCGUCUCCUGUCUCCGCCGCGCAGUGCCUCGCUCCGUCUCCGUGGCAGCGCAUGGGUCUGUUGCUCGGGCGCCUCGACAGAGAGCGCGAACGCGAGGCAAGACACCACGGCGAGCGUCGCCGCGCCGCGGAGGCUGAAGACCGAGGUGGAAAUCAGGCGUCUGUCCCGAGGAACGCCCGGCAGGGCGAGUUGGGGGUUCCAGAGCACGCGUCUGAUCCUUCUGCCUUGUUCUCGCAAGGGUCCGUCGCGCAAGGGCCAAGAGAUAGCCUGCUGUCGGUGACGCCGUGGACAAGGCCGGGUCUUUUUGAGCGUCUCUUUCCGUCGCUUUCCUUCCUGUCGUCCUACGUCUUCAUGCACCUUUUUGCGCCGUCAGUUGCGGCGACCUUCUCGCUCUUCUCCGCUCCGCACCCUGUCGAGGAGUACCUGGACCUGCUGCGGGAAGGCCACGCGGAAGAACGGCGGCGCAGCGAGGGUAGCGGCGCCGAGGCGCGGCGAGACUGGAGGCGCGGCGUGGAAUUGAUCGAGGUUACUUCGAGCGGCCUGACCCACGGCGUCGAAGAAACUUUCCUCGCCGCAGCAGCGCCCGCCAGGCUCGCGGAGUAUGGACUGCAAAAGCUCCUGCCGCGGACCUCCACGACUCGCGACGACUUCUACGGCGAACGCCUCGUGUACACCCGUCGUAACGUUGGCGAUAUCCAGCUGGUGCGGAGUCCGUUGUUUCUUCUUCGAGAAGGCGAAGCAGCGGAGCCAGGAGCGGCGAGGCGCGAGAGGCGAGAGCAGGGAGAGGCGAAACGCGCGGGAGAGACAGAAGAUCGAGCGGCCUACGCCUCGCUUCUCGCUGCCGUCUCGUCUUCGUGCGGGAAGGGAGGCGAACGCGAUGCGGAGAGACUGUCUCCGUCCCUCGUUGACGCAGUCGGUGACUUCUUCGCGAAGAGUCCGGCGCGGUUUCACCUGCUGUUGUCGCUGUAUCGGCGGCUGCUCGCCGUCCACAGCCGGUCGCGGCACGAGGGCAGAGGGACAGGGCAAGCGAAGACGAAGCUGAACAUUUCGCCGCGCAAAUCUUGGGGCGCGUGUUCCCAAGGCUCGGCGACGCCGAGGCGACGCCCUCAGCGCGAGUGGGACGAAGAGGUCGGUUUGCAGAGCUCGGUCUGGUGCUGGGGAGACGAAGAGCAAGAGCCGUCAGGCGCGGCGAGCGAUGUUGUCGAGUACGGGAACCGCCCGACUUUCCCCUAUCCUCUCCUCCGAAACCACGCGUUCUUCUCGCUCCUCCUCACUGUCGAAGCUCUCCUUCACGUCUCGCUCCAGCGCCUCUCACGUACCUCCUCUUCGUCUGUCUCCUCUUCGUCGGUCUCCUCUUCGUGGACCGACGACAUCGCUGCCUUCUGUGUGUCCAGUCGGUCGCGCGCGCGGGAAGCGGUCGGCGGCGUCUUGCGUUUUCUGCUGGGUCGGCAGAAAGCGGAUUUCUCCGAACGCGACGCGGCGCACGCGCUCCGGCAACGGCGCCUGGCGCGGCUGCUCAGCUGGGCGUCUGCGCUGCGCAGCGAGUCUCGGCAGAUUUGCUCCGCGCUCGCGACCGUGCUGCCGGAGAAGGCGCCGGGCGAUCCGGGACAGAACAACACAGCGAGCACGCACGGCGAGAAGGACGACAGCCGAAUGCGGGCGCAGCGCGAGAAGGCCGUUUUGGAAGCUUUGACGCACGCCGUGUGUAGCGUUGAUGGUCGAGGCGAGCCUGGAGAGACUGAGGGCCACGGCGAGGAAAGCGAGCGCGAUUCACGCCACGUGGCCUGCGGACAUGUGGAGGAAGUUCUCGCUGCUCGCCUGUGGAUUAGCGUGGAGAUUUUCGCGCUGCCGUUCGGCGACCUCGUCCUCGAGACGUUUGUCUCGCCGUUCGCCUUCCAGGGCGCCCGCCGCCGGCUCCUCAGGCAACUGGAAGAAGAGAGUAGCGACGCAAGGGAAGAAAGGAGAGGGGAGAAAGGUGCGGCUAGUGCCGGGGAUGGCGCUGCGCUUUCUGGAGCGGCGAAGGCGAGGCGGGGCGAGGAGACAGGCCGCAGCGAGAGACACCAGCUGAGAGACUUGCCCCGUGCUCGGUGGUUCUGCGAGCCUCCGGAGGGGCCCGACCGGACGCCUGCGUACGUCGCCGCGGCCGUGCUUGUUCUGUUUCUCGUCCUUGUCCUUUUCUGCGCGCUGCUUCUUCGCGCUCUGGCGUGCUGUGCGCGAUGCGUCUGUGGGCGGAGACAGGAGAAGGUGGAGCGGCGGGGCGGGAAUCGAGGAGCGGAAACCGCAGUGCGUGAAGCGGCAGAAGAGCUAAAGCGUGGGAGCCGCGACGCCUCCACAAACCCCCGAAGACGGCGAAUGGCGUGA